Molecule: messenger RNA, 531 nt
Organism: Komagataella phaffii GS115
Lineage: Eukaryota; Fungi; Ascomycota; Pichiomycetes; Pichiales; Pichiaceae
Exons: 1
Coding region: 1-531 (176 amino acids)
Cellular component (GO): nucleus; cytoplasm
Source: RefSeq, a predicted model, not a curated record
AUGACUCCACCCCAAGUUCUCCAACUGCUGAAAAGUGCCAAAUAUAUUCAUCUAGGAACAUCUGCGGAUGACAUUCCCCAUGUUUCGCUGAUGAACUACACUUAUGUCUCACCAGAAGAGGUUUUGAAAGAGGGGUUUCCACUCUCGGACGCAUCCCAUUCUGUAAUCAUUCUCACCACAGACAAGGACACUGUCAAGUACAACAAUAUGCGAGCCAACCCUAGCGUGUCCAUUCUGGUUCACGACUGGGUGACUAAGUCAAACAGUCUUGAAGCAGGGGCAAAUCACUUGCUCUCGUUCUUGAAGAAUCUCAACCAGAACGAACUAGUUUCUACAAGUGCCACUUUAGCCGGAAAAGCACAUAUACUUAGUGACGAAAAGCAAAUCGAGUACUACAAGAAAAAACAUUUAGAAAACAAUCCAGAGGGAAAAGUAUUUAUUGAUGGAGAUAAUGUGGCUAUUGUGCUGGUCCAGGUCCUUAGCUCCAAGGUUGCAGAUACUGAGAAUAAUGUUUCCGAAUACAACAGUUGA